AUGUCGUCGUUGUCACUGCCUGGAGAAGAGAAAGCCACGGACCACCAAGUCUUUACCACCAACUUCUUUGAGAAUGACACGGAAUUCCAGAAAAUGAUUAUGAGGACGACGGUGCGCUUCAAUGACAGGCUGGACCCGGAGAUGCUGCGCUCGUCGCUGUCGGAGCUCGUGCAGCUGCCGACGUGGAGGAAGUUUGCCGGGCGCUUCUCGCUAAAUAGCGAGGGGCGCGUGCAAAUCAUCACGCCGCACACGCUUCCUGACGACUACGUCCUCGUCGACUAUCGACACGUUGACUGCACACACAGAAAUAUAGGCGACCACGAAGCUGUUGCCAAGCUACCAGAGAAUCUGAAAGAAUCUUCUGUGCAUCAUACAUGGGGCCAAGAAUCCAGCUUGUUUCGCCCGGACGACUUUACCGCGACCAGCACGCACUCCUACAUUGCCGACAGCCGCCCGCCUUUGCUCCUCUACGUCACGACGUUUCGGGACGGCACCAUGAUGUCGCUCAUCUGGCCGCACGUUCUAUUCGACGGCGCCGGCUUGGCUGCGUUUCUUGGCGCGUGGUCGCUCGUGGUGAAUGGCAAGAUUAGCCAAGUACCGCCCAUUCUGCCCGACCCGAUGCCAAAAAUCAUGGACGAAGCGACAAUGGCCAAGGAGCAAGGCCAACUACCAAAGUUUCCGGUUCAUAAAUUACUCCUGAUUGUGGUGUGGAUGCUCUGGCGCACGUGGACGAAGCCGAGAAAUGAGCGCAGGUUCGUGGUUCUGACAAAAGAGUCCGUCGCGCGACUGCGACAUCGCGCGGCGCUGGGCGCACCGGCCGGCAAAGAAUCCAAAAUCAGCGACGGCGCACUCAUAACUGCCUGGAUAGCAAAGACUCUCGCCGCUGCGGACAAGGACUACACCACGUCCAACAUUGUCUGCGCCGCCAACGUCCGACGCAGUCUGCCCGAACUACAGGUCCUUACUGGUGAAUACAUCCAGAACCUCGUAGCCUCAUUCUUCAUUACCCUGCCCCAGACAAUUGUUCAAGCACCCCUCCUGCAGCUUGCUUCCUUUCUACGCAAUGAGACCCGCGAGCGCACCUCUGCCGCUUCUGUGCGGGCAUACUUCCGCGACCGCCACGAAGCCAGCCUAACCUCUUCCAAAACCAACAUUUACGAUCCGCGCACCGCGGCGCACACCGUCGUCCUGCCCGUGUUUGUCAAUAAUAUGGCUAGUCUUUGCAUUGCUGAGCAGCUCGAUUUUGGAUCUGCGGUCGUUGGGACGGCGCAGGGCAAGAGGACGAACCGGAUCGGCACGCCGCUAUACUUUCGGAACAGCAACGCGGUGUGGACAGAGCAGAAGCUCAACAUGGCGAGCUUUGCGAUGCAGGGGAGGAGCGAGGAGGGGAGCUACUACUUGGAUGCGUGUCUGCCGCCGAGGGCGUAUGUGUUGAUAGAGGAGAGCCUAAGGGUGGGUGAAGCAUUGUAG
Molecule: messenger RNA, 1470 nt
Organism: Akanthomyces muscarius
Lineage: Eukaryota; Fungi; Ascomycota; Sordariomycetes; Hypocreales; Cordycipitaceae
Exons: 2
Coding region: 1-1470 (489 amino acids)
Source: RefSeq, a predicted model, not a curated record